AUGAACUGGGUGCGGCGGCUGCUGUGCGAGAAAGCCAACCUACUGGGCCAGGUGCGUCCGCCGGCCUGCCCCGUGGCCUUUCCCGAAACGUUUACAGGCGACUCCGCCCGGCUUCCCGAAUUUUUGAUCCAGGCGGCCGCUUACAUGAGGAUCUUCGAGGCCAGAUUCUCGAACGACAUCCUAAAGGUGGCAUUUUUAAUCAGCCGCUUCUCUGGGGCGGCAGAGGAGUGGGUAGUACCCUACACUGAGAGGGAGAGCCCCAUCUUAAGUCAUUACCCGCGUUUCGUGGACGCGCUGAAACGGGCCUUUGGCAGGAAUGGUUAG
Molecule: messenger RNA, 324 nt
Organism: Pteropus alecto (black flying fox)
Lineage: Eukaryota; Metazoa; Chordata; Mammalia; Chiroptera; Pteropodidae
Product: protein LDOC1
Exons: 1
Coding region: 1-324 (107 amino acids)
Source: RefSeq, a predicted model, not a curated record